CAAGGAGAAGGUAGCCGGCAUCGACAUUUCUUUUUGCAACAUGAUGCUGAAGAAGACCUUAUCCAAAGUUCAAACUAGUCUCGACAGGCAUCCAAAGACUUGUUUGCAAACAUACAUUCCAAACAAGAAUGUGGACAUUGAAUGGAUAAUAAAUGAUCUAAAAAAACAUUUUGGAAUAGAAUGUGAAAUGGAAUUCUUAUCGUCCUUACCGACUUAUUCUUCCUCACCAGAUAUGAGGUCUGAAUUGAUCAAUAUUUUCUGUGGAAAUAAAAGACAAUUGAUUUUUCUUGACCCUGAACAACUAGAGGAAGUCACGCUGAGCAUACUGGAAUCAGUCAUUUUGUUUUCAUUCGGUUCUUAUGGAAAUAUACGUCCAAUAAUAAUUGUUUUAUUGAAACCAAUUCUUCCAGAAUUAGAAGUUUUGCAUCCAAUUCUGAGUGUGAUCAAAGCCGUGGGAAAUUGCAUUGAAUUCAAUCGGAAUAAGGAUAUUGCUUGUAGCAUAUCAAAUUCUUUUAAAUGUGAUAUAACGACAGAGGAAACAGUUCCACCCGAGGUAGUGGGCAAGGGUAUUGAAGCUGUCUGUCGAUACCUUGGAUACAAAGAAAAGGGAUCAUUGAAGAUUUUUCAAGCGAGAGGAAUGAUUGUGGGAUGUGCAGGUGCCGGUAAAACAACACUUCUUCGCCGCAUGAUAGGCCAAGACGUUAAAAAAAUCAAAGAUGAAGUAACAUCAACUAGAGGUCUUCAGAUUUACAGAAGUGUGUUUGUAUUGGACAACCAUUCUCUUAUCAGUUUGAACAAAAGCGAGAAAACCUUAUUAAGUAAGAACGGACAGCUAACAUGGAAAAUCCGGGAAGAGGGAGGGGAGGGGCUGUUUAUCAAGGCUAAACUAUACUUUUG
This is a messenger RNA of Saccostrea cuccullata (small rock oyster), 897 nucleotides long. RefSeq lists its product as uncharacterized. Lineage: Eukaryota; Metazoa; Mollusca; Bivalvia; Ostreida; Ostreidae. The annotation marks the transcript as partial. The transcript has 4 exons. The record is from RefSeq and is a predicted model, not a curated record.